Molecule: messenger RNA, 4386 nt
Organism: Akanthomyces muscarius
Lineage: Eukaryota; Fungi; Ascomycota; Sordariomycetes; Hypocreales; Cordycipitaceae
Exons: 3
Coding region: 1-4386 (1461 amino acids)
Biological process (GO): DNA repair; mitotic sister chromatid cohesion
Cellular component (GO): nucleus; chromatin
Source: RefSeq, a predicted model, not a curated record
AUGGCGCGCCGACGCAGCAGUCGGGCGCAAGAGCCUGCCGAGGUCGAUCCCGUCGAGGAACAGCCGCAGCCUGUCCAGGAGACGCCCGCCGACAUCCACGACGAGGACAUGGCCGAGGGCGACGAGGAAGAGCAGCAGGAACAGCACAGCCUCGUCUUCAACGAAGAGCUCUCGUGGCGCCCAGCCAAGCCCAUACCCAGCGCCACCUUGUUGGCCCGCCUCGAGCGCCUCUCCAAGGAGCUCGCCGACUUUGACCAGGGCGCUGUCGACCUCGAUUCUCUUAAGACCAUCGCCGCCCAGCUUGCCCACCGCAACCUCCUCCAGCACAAGGAUCGCGGUGUCAAGGCCUACACGGCCUGCUGUCUUGUGGACCUCCUUCGUCUCUACGUCCCAGACGCGCCCUUCACAGACGAACAGCUCAAGAUGAUGUUUACUUUAUUCGUCAAGGACAUCUUGCCUGCUCUUCACGACCCCUCAAAUCCAUACGAUAGCCAGCACAAAUACGUUCUCAUGUCCUUGACCGAAGUCAAGAGUAUCCUGCUCAUCUGCGAUAUCCACGGCGCCGACGACCUGCUCCUGCGACUCUUCAAUUCUGCUUUCGACGGCGUCUCAUCCAGCUCCAAAGCUUCGCCUGACGAGCAGGUAGCCAAAGAUGUCGAGAUCCACCUGACCGACAUGCUCAUGCACCUCAUCGAAGAGUCCCCCGGUAGUGUGCCGGCCAGUGUCAUCGACGCCAUCAUCAGUCAGUUCCUCCGAGCAGCGCCUCCUGGCGGCAACAAGUCCAAAGAAGCCAACGGCAAGCAAUUGACGCUCCUGCAUAAGACUGAGCCCCCUGCGUACAUCAUGGCCAAGAACAUCUGCAAUGGCUGCGCCGACAAAAUGUCGCGUUAUGUUAGUCAAUACUUUAGCGAUGUCAUUCUGAAUGCUUCUGGUUUCGCUACCAAGAAUGGAUACGGACACGGCGACGAUUCCGACGAAGAAGAUACCAAUGCAGGUCCCUCGGAAGCCGAUCUAAAGAGUCUGCGUCAGGCGCACGCCCUGAUUCGAGAGUUAUGGCGUGCCGCGCCUACGAUUCUGCAAAAUGUCGUACCACAGCUCGACGCAGAGUUGUCCGCCGACAAUGUUCAUCUUCGUCACAUUGCCACCGAAGCGUUUGGCGAUAUGAUUUCAGGCAUUGGUGCUGCUGGUCCCCCACCACCUCCUGCUCUCGAUCCUGCUGCCUAUCCUCCUGUGCGAUUGAUGGACGAGCCCGGUACUCCUACUGAGACCAAUGUUCUCACCACCCCAUUCUCACCUCAGUCCUUUGCUCAGUCGCACCACGCCACGUAUCGCAACUUUGUUAGCAGAAAGAACGACAAGUCUGGCACCAUUCGCGCAGCUUGGGUCACUGCCGUUGGAUACAUUCUCUCUACAUCUGCAGGUGGCAUUGGCCUUAGCAGAGAAGACGAGACUGAACUCGUCCGUGGUUUGGUUGACAAGCUGAGUGAUGGUGAGGAAAAGGUGCGCUUGGCUGCCGUCAAGGCCAUUGAAUUGUUUCAAUUCAGAGAUGUGAUUCUCAAACUCGGCGCUACCGGUGGCGUUGACAAGGAAGGCUCCCUCUUUGCCAGCUUGUCUGAUCGAUGCCGUGACCGAAAGGCGUCAGUCCGUGUGGACGCCAUGGUUUUGCUUGGAAAGCUGUGGGCUGUUGGCGCUGCAGAUAUCGAGGAUGGGCAAGAGACCGUGACUGCCUGUCUCGGCGGUGUUCCGUCCAGAAUUAUCAACUCUUUCUACGCCAACGACUCGGAUCUCAAUGUCUUGCUUGAUCGCGUCAUGUUUGAGUGCCUUGUUCCCCUCAAAUUUCCCUUGAUCAAGGGCAAGUCUGGCAAAGGCAACUCCAACAAGAAUGCUAUGAGUCAGGCAGAGCAAGAUAGCAUCCGCGCCGAGAGAAUCCUUCUAAUGCUCAAGGCUUUGGACCAGCCAGCACAAAAGGCUUUUUUCGCCAUGCAGGCGCGCCAACCGCAGUUCGCAAAGGGUGUCGCUAUCCUGAUUCAGCAGUGCGAGGCCUACAAUGGCGGUGUCAUUGACUCCAAUGAUGACAAGGUCAAGGCCAGCCUCGCCAAGACAAUUGACUGGAUUGGUCGAUUUUUCCCUGAUGGCCUCAAAGUCCGUGCCGAUUUGCAAAAGUUUGCCAAAUUGAACGAGCGCCGAAGCUACCAACUUGUCAAAUACGCUAUUGAGACAGAAAGUGAUUUCAAGACUGUGCGAAGAGCCAUCAGCGAACUCAUCACAAAACUGCAAGCUAGCAACGCAGCUGUUGCUCUCGACACCAUCAUCCCCCUUCUGUACCGAUCCAGCUCUCUCAUGUUCAACCGCAGUCACCUGGCAACGAUUAUGGAUUUUUCCAAGAGCGAUAAGAACGGUCUUGCCGCUGUUGCCCACCUCGUUCUCAACGACAUCUCGCAGCGCAAUCCUGAUUUGUUCAAGGCACACGCAGAGGAACUUCGGAAAGAAAUCAUCGAGCAGUCUCCUUCCGAGAGCAAGCCCAACGACGCUUCCGUGGUUGAUAUCCUAAAGGCAUACGCAUCAUAUGCCAAGAAGUACCCCAAAGACGUCAGCUUGGAUAGAAGCUUCACUCAGACUCUGACCAAUUAUGCCAUGUACGGCACACCACCAAAGGCAGCCAAGUACGCAAUCAAUAUCGUGCUCGCCAAGGAUGAUGACAAGAGCAAGAUCACUGCUACCAACCUGCUGCGCAAGACCAUGCAAGAUCUUGCGUAUGGAAAGCCGCACUUUAUAAACAAACUUGCCACAAUCAGCCAGUUGGAGCGGCUAGUGCCCAGUGUCACCGUGGAUGAGGGUGAUGCAAUUCAAGAUCUUACCAUCAAGUCGAUUCUUCGCCAAGUUCACACGGAUGCCAAACCCGGGGCUGACCCGUCAUGGGUGGACGAUGCGGAUAUGGAUGAGGAGAUCCAGGCCAAAUGUUUGGCGCUGCGCAUCCUUGCCAACCAAGCCAUUGCCAACCAGAACGAGCCCGAUUCCGAAACAAGGAUCAAGACAGUGUUUAAACUGCUGAAGACACUGGUGGUUAGCGAAGGCGAGUUCUGCAAAGUCAAGGACACUCCUCAACAUCACAAGAAAAGACUACGACUUCUUGCUGGUCUUUUGAUGCUCAAGCUGUGCACAAUCAAAAAGUACGACGAGCAGCUCGACCCUGUCACCUUCAAUAAGCUCGCAGAGCUGGUACAGGAUAGCGAAGUGCAAGUUCGUCGCCGUUUCAUGGAGAAACUUCAAAGCUACCUGACGCACGGCAAGCUGCGGGCCCGCUUCCUCACAAUGCUCUUCCUCGUUGCCUUUGAGCCUGCGCCAGAAGUGAAGAAUCGCGUCGAGACGUGGCUUCGAUCAAGGGCUCUGUACUACUCCGAGAACAAGAAGGAAGUCAUGGAGGCCAUCUUUGGACGACUCAUUCCGCUACUGGCUCAUCACCCGGAUUACAGCGCUGGCGUGGACGACCUGGCAGACUUUGCCAACUACUUCCUCUUCUACCUUAACGCGGUAGCCACCGAGGCAAACCUAGGUCUCAUUAGCAAGUACGCAGAGAGGACGAAGCAGACCCGCGAUGCAAUCAACCCCGACGCCAGUGAGAAUCUGUAUGUCCUCAGUGACAUGGCACAGGCAAUCAUUCGAAAAUUCCAGGACAGGAGAGGCUGGAGCUUCCGCGUGUAUCCUGGGAAGGUCGGACUGGCCACUGGUCUCUUUGCGCCACUGUCUUCUAGUGAAGUCGCGGAGGAGAUUGCAAAGAAGCAAUUUAUUCCAGAGGCGCUGGACGAGAAGCUAGAUACCCUACUCCGAUCUUUUGAACGCAAAAAGAAGCGCAAGUCGAUGCACGAACUCGGUGAGCCUUCGUCCAAGCGCUCAAGAACGCAGAUCAAGACCGUCAUUCGCGAAAAGGCAGCUCCGAAGCAGCCCAAGGCCAAGAAAGUCAAAAAGGUCAAGGCCGCCCGUCCGAAGAAGCAGCGUCGCGGGUCGCCGGCCGCGGAAGCCGGCGACCGUCGCCGCAGCAGCCGCGUCACCAAGGCUUCUGACUACAAGGAGCGCGACGACGAGGCUGACGAGGAGGAGAUGCUUGAUGGCGUGGCUGAGUGGAAGUAUGGCGACGACGACUCAUCGGAUGAGGGGAGCGACGAAGAGGGCGAGUCGGGCGAGGAGUCGGGUGAUGCUCAGGAAGAGGAGGAGGAAGAGCAGGAACCGGAGCAGGAGCAGGAAGAGCAGCCGCCCGCCGCCACGAAGAAUGGAAGACGAACACAGACGGCGAAGCCUGCCAUCAAAGCCAGUGUCUUGGCGGCAGCCCGAAGGGGAGGCCGACCUAAGCGUUCGUCUCGAGGGGACGACAUGGACACUGACGAGUAA